GCCUGCUUUCUGAAGACUGGAGUGAGAGAUGGAGCAACCAAAGGAAAGAGUUUCUAUAUCUGUGGAAACCGUGGUGGCCCACCAUGUGCGUUCACACAGCUUGCUGAUAUUCCUGUGUCUCACUGCCUAGUACAUGCAGGCUCAGUUGUGGAACUUCAGGCUAUCUCUGCAAAAUCUGACAUCCAGUCUUGUUGGUUAUACUAUCGCUGUGUGAAGGGGAAGGCAGAUAAUCUGAAAUGGUGCGGAAAUAUUCCUUGGCAGGAACCAAAUUCAACAGAGAGCAGCACCCAUCAUGUUAGAGGACAGUCCCACCAUCGUAGGAAGCAAGAUCGAAAUCCUUUCCGAAUACGGAGUGAGAAUCCAAAGCCAUUCCCCUGGAAAGCUGCCACUGCUAAUAGUAAUGAAGAAGAGACUGAGUCUGCAACAGAUGAGAAGGAUAAUGAGGAUGGUGGUGAAAUGUUGAAGUCAAAUAGUUUACCAGUUACAGAUAAGCAAAUAGUGAAGUCGGCUCCUGAUGUGUUUGAGAUCAAGGACAAGUCAUGUGGUGAGGCUGGAAAACCUGUUAUUAAAGAUUCUGAAGGAACCCGGCAUGAAGUCUCUCAUGGCCUUGCAUGUGCUACUAGCACAGGAAGAUCUGAUUCUUCCAAAAAGAAGGGUCACAAUUUACAAUAUUUAAAACCAUCUGGUCUCCUGGUAACUGAAAAAGAAAAUUUGUCAGAACUAUCCCCUGGCACAGAGAAAGAUCAGGUGCAGUUAGGAACUGAGAAAAAGCAUGUUCAUGAAGAAUUAUCUAAGCAUUCACCACAUCAUGGGAAUACUGCAAUCACCAGCAGUGUGCAUCUGAAGGGGCAACAGCAAAGGGACACACAAUCUUCAAGCAAGAAUGGUAAAUUUAGUUGUGAAAAUGAAAAAUCAAAUAGCACUCAGAAAUGCUGUACAGUCAGUAUCCCCCAACAAACCAAAUCAAGAGACGCUCCGAAAAACUCCUCAGAACAGACACAAGGAACCAAAGCUGAAUACAGUGCUACUGCAGACUGUUCAGUUCUGCAUACACACAGUUCUGACUCAAAUAAUGAAGCAAAUCAGGAGCUGAAACCAUAUGAGCAAAUUCAUGCAGCCUCACCUGUCUGUAUUGGAGCAGAAAAUAGCUGCUCCAAAUUAGAACAAAGUACACUUACCUGUCAGUCAGUGGAUUUUAAGCAGACAGCAGCUACAGAAAAAACACAUGUAAGUAAUGGACAGAGAACGAUCAUAGCCUUUCCUGGUUUUGAGUAUAAAUCAACAUCCAUGGCGACCAAGGAAACUGUGGCACUACACAACCAUCUGACUGCUCAACUUAAACAGAAAAAGAAUACUCUGAGAACGGUUAAUGUUGCUGCCCUCCCUGAUAAAGGCCAGAGGUUAAUAAAUCAAGUUAAGGACUUGGAGGAUGCUCUUAGUGCACUUUGCCUGACUCCAACAGAUCAAAAUGAGGAAGGCGAUGAAGCAAAGAACAGUCAGAUCAACCCCUUUGACAAAAGUGGCACCGUCUUACAAACUAAGCUUGUACCCCAUCAGGAUCCUCAAUCUGAUGCAAGAGCUUCACAUUUCAAUUAUGAUUCUUCUCUGGGGUCAAGUCAACUUUAUAGCCAUCUGUAUGGAGCUCAGUUUCAGCAGCAGGGCCUAUAUGGAGGACGGAUGACAGAGGAACGACUCCUUACUGUCAAGAACAUAACCAGUGAGGCUAUUGAACAACUCCACAGAUCAUUGGAGUCUUGCCCAAAUGCAUCUGAAGAGGCUGAAGAUCCGCCAUAUCUAAAGGUCCCACUGCUGGUUCAUCAGAAACAAGCAUUGGCAUGGUUACUGUGGCGGGAGAAGCAAAAACCAUCGGGUGGUAUACUAGCGGAUGACAUGGGUUUAGGGAAAACUCUAACAAUGAUUGCACUCAUCUUGGCACAACGGUACAACAGGAAGGAAGAAACGGAGAAAAAUCCAGAUGAAUGGAUCUCAAAAACUGACAGCACUUCUGUAAUCUCCUCUGGGACACUUAUCAUUUGUCCAGCAUCUCUAAUUCAUCAUUGGAAGAAGGAAAUCGAAAGGCAUGUCUCUAUCACGAAAAUAAGCAUAUACAUGUACCAUGGGCCAAAGAGACAGCAAUCAGCAAAAGCACUAUCAAAAUUUGAUGUUGUUGUAACAACAUAUAGCCUUGUUGCAAAGGAGAUCCCAGUGAACAAGGAAAAUGGACAUUGCACAACCAAACAUGAGGCAAAUACCUUAACUGAGACAAAGCUUUCUCAUUCCCCGUUGUUGAAGAUAGCAUGGUCUCGGAUAAUCCUGGAUGAAGCUCACAACAUUAAAAACCCCCAAGUACAAACCUCAAUGGCAGUGUGUAAACUCCAAGCUAAAGCACGCUGGGCAGUCACAGGAACGCCCAUUCAGAACAACCUGCUGGAUAUGUACUCCUUGCUCAAGUUCCUUCACUGUUCCCCAUUCGAUGAGUUCAAGCUUUGGAAAAACCAAGUGGAUAACGGUACAAGGAAAGGUGGUGAACGCCUUAAAAUUAUCACCAAAAGCCUUCUGUUGAGGAGAAUGAAGGACCAGCUUGAUGCUGAUGGCAAACCUUUGGUUGUCCUGCCGCAGAAAUUUAACCGCUCACAUAAGCUAAAAUUGUCAGACGAAGAGGAAGCUGUUUACAAUGUCUUGUUUGCUCGUUCCAGGUCAACCUUGCAGUCAUACUUGAAGAGACAUGAAGGCAAGGAUGAUAAAGUCAAUUCAUCACCGGGUACUGAUAACCACUUCAGCAGAGUAGCUCGCGAGUUUGGUAUUGCAUCUGUCAAUGGUGAUCCUUCCUCUGCCCAGAAGAAUUCUCCAGCAUCAAGCACUGCACACAUCUUAUCUUUGCUGCUCAGGCUUCGACAGUGCUGCUGCCACCUCUCUCUGCUGAAGACGGCUCUGAAUCAAAGUGAGAUGGAAUCUGAAGGCAUCACCCUCUCCCUGGAAGAGCAACUCAAUGCUUUAUCAUUGUCAGAGGUCACAGCCUUUGACAACAAGCCAGCUGUUAGCCUGAAUGGUACCAGCUUCAAAGCAAACCUGUUUGAGAAAACCAGAAAGAGCACCAAGAUCUCUGCACUGUUGGAGGAAUUAAAAGCAAUAAGAAGCAGCCAAGAACCACAAAAAUGUGUAAUAAUUUCUCAAUGGACUAGCAUGUUGCAAGUGGUAGCAGGCCACUUGGAUCGAAUCAGCCUGAGCUAUAUCACACUUGAUGGCACUGUGACUCCUAAACUUCGUAUGGAUUUGGUGGAGGAAUUUAACACUAACCCUAAAGGACCUCAGGUCAUAUUGGUCUCUCUGUGUGCUGGGGGUGUGGGUUUGAAUCUCAUUGGAGGCAAUCACCUCUUCCUGUUGGAUAUGCACUGGAAUCCGGCAUUGGAGGAACAGGCAUCUGAUCGAAUUUAUCGUGUAGGGCAACUCAAGAAUGUAACUGUGCAUAGGUUUAUCUGUGAGGGUACUAUUGAGGAGAAAAUCUUUGACCUUCAGGAGAAGAAAAAGGAUCUAGCAAAAAAGGUUCUAUCGGGAACUGGAGGAUCCUUUACUAAACUUACGCUGGCUGAUCUUCGCAUUCUCUUUGGUGUCUGAGCUUCAAAGGAAAAACAGCCCUGCUAUAUAAUUAUAUUCUAACAAAAUACAGUCAAAGCUCAAUGUGUUAUACAUUUGAGAAACGAGCAUUUCUGUAUUUUGGAAACAUAUUUUUGUCAAGCAUAAUAUGAAUAUGCUUGUGUAAUUAUGGUGCAAGUUAUAAAGUCUUUUACUGUAUAAGUUUAUAUUUGGUGUAUGAGUUUUUCUUUUGCAAAAAUGCUUUCCAAUCCCUGAAGCCAAGUAUUUGUUACAUGAUUUCUGUUUCAAAAUCAAAGGCUACUUUAUUUUUAUCAAUGAUGAGAAAGAGUUCGCAAGGCAAACAAAUUUUUUUUUAUGAUUUCAUUUGGUCAGAAUGGGUGCUUAACUUGGCAUGUAUCGUUCUCGAAAGACUGAAUGUGAGAUGGCAAAUUCAUUAAAAUACUUUGGACAAGA
Molecule: messenger RNA, 4047 nt
Organism: Rhincodon typus (whale shark)
Lineage: Eukaryota; Metazoa; Chordata; Chondrichthyes; Orectolobiformes; Rhincodontidae
Gene: ttf2
Product: transcription termination factor, RNA polymerase II
Exons: 22
Coding region: 457-3615 (1052 amino acids)
Molecular function (GO): ATP-dependent chromatin remodeler activity; ATP binding
Source: RefSeq, a predicted model, not a curated record